Messenger RNA from Carassius auratus (goldfish), 2253 nucleotides. RefSeq lists its product as uncharacterized. Bases 284 to 1447 code for a protein of 387 amino acids. Lineage: Eukaryota; Metazoa; Chordata; Actinopteri; Cypriniformes; Cyprinidae. The transcript has 5 exons. The record is from RefSeq and is a predicted model, not a curated record.
AAUACUUUUAUUUUGAAAAUAUGACGCCAUCCUGUUAAAAUACUUUUAUUUUGAAAAUAUGACGACGUCCGGUUGACGCGCGCUUAGUUUUGCCUGCUUCAAUGCUACGUAUAGGAUAUCAGAAAAUACUAUUCUGCUCCGUUAAAUCUACGUUUUGCCACUCCGUUAUCCGUUUGUCAUCUAUGAAGACGACAUCGCGGAAGGUGUAAGCGUAACUAACCGUAACUCAGAAAAACAUUUUUCCCGUUUGCUAACUCUUCACAGUGAAACGACAUAUGAGGAUAUGAUGGUGAAAUGGCUCCCCCCGGUUCAAAUAUUGAGCACCAAGCCUUUGACGCUAUUAAUACACGUAAAGGCCGCGAUUGAUCCAGACAGCGCAGCCGAUGAUUUUAUCCAAUUCAUCACACAACCCGCCUUUCAGACAGUUAUCGAUCUCACGCAAGAUGGCGAUGAAGAUCCCACCGUCAACGUAACAGACAACAUUCUACCCGAUCCCGCUCCGGCCCACAUCGAGAAUCCAAUAGGAUCCUGCGACGAAUCACUCCCCGGACCCGCUGACGAACCAGCGAGAAAGAAGACUAGAAAAACGAAUCACCCCACCUCUCCGGGCAGUCCAGGACCGUGUGACGAACCACCAAGAAAGACUUAUCGUUUUACAGCGGUGGUCCGACCUGAACCGAACGGCGAACUUCCGAGAAAGGCUUAUUGUUUCCCCCCGGCGAUCAGUCCUGAGAGCCCUCCAGAGAGGAAAACUCUCUGUCCGGUACCACCGAACAGCCCCGCGACCAGUCCUGAGACCGAUCUGUUUUAUGACUCGAGUAGAAGCCGUAAGGAUGACGUGACUACCUGGGGCAUGUCUCAAAUCGAUGCCUGGGACCAGAGUUCUUGGACGAGCGAGCGUGACGAGGUGUCUACCACCAACGCGGGUCAAACGCCAUAUCCUUCUCCCUCACCGUCGUCGGAAGGAGUAGAAGCGGAAGAAGUGCCGCCGCCUCAGCCGCUUGACGAAUCAUUCGAUGAUCUGCCUCCGUUCCAUAGCCCCAUUAAUUCGAUACAAUCAUUCGGUCAAGAGUUUCGCGACGCGCAGGUUGACAUAAACAACAAAUACGUCGAACUCCGCGAUGUACAAGAUGAUAUUAACAACAAAUUGAUCGCGUUGGGCAACGAGUCUCGCGACAGACAAAUCGAAACCCUUAGCAGAUUAGACGCGUUGCACGGUGAGCUCCGUGCGUAUCACCUCGAGACACGCAGUCGAUUCGAUGCUCAGGAUCGCUUUAUUCAGGAUCUGGCCAAUGAAAUAUUCCAACGCGUCAAUGCUAUGAGAUCGGCGAUUGAUCAGCAGUUUGAUAGAAAUGAUCGUACGGUGACUCAAUACCAAAGGGAAUUGAUGCUAAUAUUGCACCACCUCAUUCUCACCAUCGUAUAUGAGACUGCGGAGUCAAAUUGAAUAUAGACGUAUUCAGAGUAAUUCUUAUAUUCCAUCUAUACUUUGUUUACAUAUAAUCAGAUAUUUCAAGUAUUUCUUAUAUCUCACGUCUGCUAUGAUUGUUUAAAUAUUUCAUGUAUGCUUUUUAUACUUUGUUUUACAUAUAUAAUCCGAUAUCUGCUUUUAUACUCUGAUUUGUCAUAUAUGCUUUUUUGUAUUCUGAUUUUGUAAUAGUUCAUGUAUGCUUUUUUAUACUCUAUGAAAUGUGUAAUAGUUCAUGUAUGCUUGUUUUAACUCUAUGAUUUUGUAAUAGUACGUGUUUUGGUCUGAAAUCUAAAAAUGGACGGUUCAGACGACUUAUGCCAAUCCUCCACAGAACUGACGCCGGACGAGAUCGAAAUGCUAAGUUUACUUCCGGACUCUUUAGAACAGUAUUUGUUUAAUCAAGAAUCCCCUCCUAUUUUGGAUCUUUUUGAAUUAGCCGUAAAUCCAAAUAUGAAUUUGUUCGAUCCUCUGCUUAGCCUAGACACCGACCCCGUUGUACAACACGGAGGUGUUUUAAACACCCCACCGGCGGCGUGUACCGAGGCUGAUCCUGACAACACAGACCACCCUGACGGUAAUGAAACUCCGCAAGCGUCCACAUCAGGUAACGUCGACCCUACUACACAGACUCGAUUAAGCCGUACAGACGUUGACAGGUUGAUUCGCGAGGGUGGCGACGUUAACGGAUAUCAUGUUUUACCACGACCUCGUUUCAAUAGCGUGACAUUGAGAAGGACUACGAAUCUGAGAGAGAUUAACUCUACAGAUUUGGCCUCUUACCA